AUGGUUGAGGAUCUAAACCUAAUGUUGGGCUCCUUCUCUGAGCGGUUUCCAUACAAUACAACAAAGUCGUUGCAUGAUAUUAAAUCUAGUACUCAGCUUAAGGAUUCCACUCCGCUUAUUGAGUUAGGAAAGCUGGCCAAGUUGCUUAAGGCACAGAUAACAAAGGCAGCAAUCUUGUCACAAAAGUCUCGGAUCGCGGGGAACGAGACGGUACUUACCAAGCAACUGCAUGAACUAGAACAAUCGUUGUUUUACUUGCUGUCUUUGUUUCCCAAGUUCCAUCUUUCGGGCGACUAUGCAUCGUAUUUAUUGAAACAGUUGGACGAAACGGUACUUGCGCUGGUGCAGUGCAUGCAGCAAAUAUAUGUUGAAAUUAAAGAGGGUAAUGAAAACUUGCUAAGUGUGGGUAAACUAUGGUCCCUUUGUGAUGAACUGCUGUCGAUUUCAGAAGAGGGCAAUUUGGGACUACUGAAAAAGCAUAUAUCUAGUUCAACCAAGUUGGUCAACGAUACGAUUCUGGAGAUACAUGAUUGGCUUGAAGAUCCAAUUUUGGAACAGGAUGAUCCCUUUGGUCUAGACGGUUCUAGUGGGGAAGAUAAUGAUGGUGCUGAUACUGAUCGGAAUGUCUGUGAGGUUGCAUCAAAAGAAAUGGUAGAGUUUGUACAAAAGUUGGAAAGGAAACUCAAACUCAUAAAGUUAUUGCUUGGGUCGUUUAAUAAAAGCGUGGAGGUCGAAAAAUCGCAUUCUAGAGCUGCUGUAGAGAUAUUCGAUAAGCUCAAUACUAUGCAUCAUGAUAUUGUACCUCAAAUAGAUGAGUUUGUAUCCUCAAUAUUUAUGUUGGGUGCUGAUUUUGAUCCAGAGGAUGGGGAUAUAAUUGAAGAGCUAAAUAAGCUAAACACAUCGAUGAAACAAUUGUGUAAACUGGUUAGGAAGCUAAAUUUUAAAAACCCAAUGAAAAAUAAGUGGCUUGAGAAUUGGGAAGCCCAAUGGCAAAAACUAUGA
Eremothecium cymbalariae DBVPG#7215 is the source of this 1002-nucleotide messenger RNA. RefSeq lists its product as uncharacterized. The coding region runs from base 1 to 1002 and encodes 333 amino acids. The transcript has a single exon. Gene Ontology annotation, cellular component: nucleus. Lineage: Eukaryota; Fungi; Ascomycota; Saccharomycetes; Saccharomycetales; Saccharomycetaceae. The record is from RefSeq and is a predicted model, not a curated record. Gene Ontology annotation, biological process: regulation of cell cycle.